Messenger RNA from Penicillium expansum, 2007 nucleotides. Its product is annotated as SUMO ligase MMS21. Lineage: Eukaryota; Fungi; Ascomycota; Eurotiomycetes; Eurotiales; Aspergillaceae. The record is from RefSeq and is a predicted model, not a curated record. Gene Ontology annotation, cellular component: nucleus; Smc5-Smc6 complex. Gene Ontology annotation, biological process: double-strand break repair via homologous recombination; protein sumoylation. Gene Ontology annotation, molecular function: zinc ion binding; SUMO ligase activity. The coding region runs from base 1 to 2007 and encodes 668 amino acids. The transcript is spliced from 2 exons.
AUGUCGGCCACACCAAGCCGACGGCCCUCAGCGUUAUCUCAGCCACAAUCAGCACAAUCACGCAGACGAAACGCAACCCACACAGAGGCGAUACCCCUUCCAGAAUAUGAGCCUCCUGUGGCCCCUCUCACAGUCGAAAGCCAGCGCCAAAUCGCCGCCCUCCUUUCAUCACAGCACCUCCGCACCCUCCGCACCCACCUCCAACAUGCCGCUGAGAAACUCACACACUCAGGCGGGGAAGUAAACGAGCGGCUUAGUGAUGCCAGGACCCGAUAUGAGAAAAUGAAGGAAGCGCGCCGGCGUCAAGGCGACGAGAAUGUCGAUGAUGACGAAUCCAAUGAGGAGUACCAGCGGCUUGCUGAGGAAGAGAUUCGGGUCAACGCUAUCACUGCGAAGAUGGAGGAGAAGACUCGACUGAUUGUCGAUUCAGAAAUAAAGCUCCAGGGGUUGACGGAUGCGAUGAGUCAAAUUGAAAGGGAGGAGGGCGAGACUGUCGCUGCUGCUUUGGGAGUGCGACAGACCCGUCAACAACGAGCGAGGCAGAGAGCCAAUGCUGCCGAUGAUGAUGAUGAUGAUGGGCCUGAGGAUCCCGCCGAUGGUGAUUAUGAAGAUGAGCAGGAGAUAGAGAUGCGGGAGCGCAAUGCCGAGAACCCGCCUAGUCGCAAGCUGGUCGAUAAGUUGACGGAGGGCCUUCAGAAAUGGGAUGAGCUUUCAUUAACAGAGAGAUAUGCCAACAAUAACUCCUACAUCGGCUUCUACCGCAUGGUACACGACUCCAAGUUCCCCGGCGAUGACGUCCCGCCAUUGCCUCACUCAUCUACAUGGUUCGACCACAUGGAAGAUACGAAUACGCGAUCGGGGGCAUCUACACGUACACGCAACCAGAACCGUCGCGCCUCGCCCGCCGGCUCCGACGAUGACAUUGCCAUUGAGCGCGAGCGCAUCUCGCUCAAAUGCCCAUUGACUCUCACACCUUACCAGGAUCCUGUUACCAGUACAAAAUGUCCCCACAGUUUCGAGCGCGAGGCCAUUAUGGACAUGAUCAGCCGCAGUCCGACGACUAUUGCGCCCCCGGCAUCUCGUCGGGGACAGCGCCGCGUCCAUGUGGUCAAAUGUCCUGUUUGUUCUAUUCCGCUGACUGCGGACGAUCUGCGCCCAGAUCCGGUUCUACUACGACGUGUUCGCCGCGCCCAAGAGCUCCAGGAGCGCGAGGAAGAAGAUGAUCACCUUGAAGGGGAUGGCAGAAAGCAGAAGGAUCGAAGUACCGGCAUUACCUUAGGUAGUGACGUGGAAAGCGAUGAUGAUGCUAUGGAUGUUGAUGCCCACCCUCCCUCACAGCGCAUCAAAAUGGAGCCGCUCAGUCAGGCUGCUCGGGCCGCUCAAUCUGAUGAAGAGUCUAGCGAAGAUGCGGAGAGUCAAGAUGGUGAGGUUGAGGAUGUGGAGAAUGUAGAAGGGGAGAAUGAAGAAGAGGAGAUUGAACAAGAACAAAAUGAAGAGGAGGAAAUUGAGGAACCUGACAACGAAGAAGAAGAGAUGCAAGACAUGGAGAUCGACGAACUGGACAACGAACUAGCGGAGAACGAAGUGGAGAUUGAGGAGCCGGAGAACGAAGAAGUGGAGACCGAACAAGUUGAGAUUGAACAAGAGCAGAAUGAAGAGGUGGAAACCGACGAAUCGGAAAACGAAGCCGAUCAAAAUGAAGGAGUGAAUGAGGAAGUGCCUAUCAAUGAAAGGCAGAAUGAGGAAGAGCAGAAUGAAGAAAGUCAAACUGAAAUGGAGAACGGGGAUGUGGAAGAUGAAGAUGCGGCGAGCGAGGAGGAGCAGAAUGAUGCUACGAAUCCUCACAAGGAUGUACAAGCGGAUGUGCAGAGUGGGAAAGGGAAAGAUAACAGCGAGGACAGUGACAGUGAGACCGAAGACACUGAAGACAGCGAUAGUGAUAUUGAACCCAAAGUUGAGAGUGGGUCCGAUGAGGAAGUGGAGGGAGAAAGCCAAGAGAGUGAUUGA